AUGUUCUGGGGUCGGAAUAGUGGUAAACUCGCUGUAGGUUCUGCUACAAGCCGUCCAGAAGCUUCGCAAGGGUCUUCCCAAUAUGCCGAAACGACGGCUUUUUCAACCAUACCAGUUGCACCCUCGUACGUUCUCUCGGAGCAACGGCGUAGUGAGUUGUUGCUGGCAGCCCGUGCGAAUCGCGUGUCUUGGGUCGAUGGCGUUCAUGAACGCAAAUUGAAGACGCUUCCAGUCGGUUUUAUGGAGUUUUCGCAUCAACAAAUUGUUUCUACAAUCCCUAGCCAUUGCCGUGAAGCUCUGGAAGGCGUUAACCAUGAGUUGUCUAGUUUUUUUACGUGUCUUGAAGAACUCAAGCACAAAAUUCUGGUUAACGAUUUGCAGUUACUGAAGGAGGAAGAGACAGAAGCUGAUGAUGAUACCCAGAGCCCUGUCAGAAGAUACCAUACGCUUUUUCAGGAGAUACGUGAGCAAGAGUCGUUGCUGAAUCAAUGGCAACAAUCUCACAGUCCACGGACGGAGAAAUUGACAGGACACGAUCGAGAGAUGGCGUUUUUGGUGGGUUUUCGGGAACUUGUGGCGUUAUUGAAGAAUCCAGAGGCAGCAGAAUUGGUGUAUCGUAUCCAAUCGUUUGUCAAGAGAAUGGAGAUGUGGGACCUUCCUCAGAUGUUGAGUGCUACUACGACUCAAGACCGACCGGGAAGGAGGAUCCAAGACUUUAUCAACAAACUCGUCGAGCAGAUCAAGCACAGCAAGAAAUUAAGACUAUUGCUGCAGGGAGGUGCAGAUGAUGGAGAAACACAGCAGCAACAUAACUACUUGCAUGUCUUUGAUGCCUCUGGGGUGGACUUGCUGCACGAAGUGUUGGAGGCUUUCCUGAUGGAAAAAGUGUAUGCCAGGACGCUCACCCCGUCAGUGCAAGCAGCUAAACAGGACGACGCGUUCCAUGAACGUAUCAAGUUGCUGGAUUUUGUUACUUUUCAGCAUCUUGAUUUGCCUGUGCCAAAGUCGCACGAGCAGGAACAAACGUGGAUCCUUCUGGCACGACAACUCGAAGCCAUGACGCUGUGUCCGAGUCCUCGACGCAAAAUGGAUGGCGUGUUGCGUGUGUGUCAAGACUUGACGAUGUUUUUGAAGACGGAGAAUGGCGGUAGAUUUCCGUCGGCAGAUGAAUUUUUGCCGGCACUGAUCUUUGUAGUGUUGCGUGCCAACCCGUGUGAACUCAAGCGCAAUGUGGCAUUUAUCUUGGAAUACCGAAAUCCCACAAAGCUAGUGUCGGAGCCGGGUUACUUUUUUACACAUCUGGUCUCAAGUGUCGCUUUCCUCGAGGAAGUCGAUUGCUCACAACUUACCAUUUCUGCCGAAGAGUUUGACGAAGGACUGCACCGAAGCAAGGAAAGUCUCAGAUUGAGUGGCGUUUGUUGUGAAACUGUUCAUGAAGUGACAAGUAAUGAGAUCAACAACAAUACAGGAGAAGCCACGAACAACACUGUGAUAGGUUUGCAAAAGGAGCGCCAAAAGCAAAUGCCCCUUUUCCACGUACCCCAUGGUUGCCACAAGAAUGACGAUGAAGCAUUGAUGCGUCUUCCAACUGUUCUCGAUGUUCGUGCAAAUCGUUUACGUCUGGCGAUAAAUGGCUAG
Peronospora farinosa is the source of this 1638-nucleotide messenger RNA. Lineage: Eukaryota; Oomycota; Peronosporomycetes; Peronosporales; Peronosporaceae. The record is from the annotation of a GenBank genome assembly.